GACGUCGUUUAGUUGUCUGCAGGCAAAGAUGGCGGUACGGAAGAAAGACGGCGGCCCAAAUGUCAAAUAUUUCGAAGCGUCUGAUACAGUCUCUCAGUUUGAUAAUGUGCGCGUCUGGCUGGGAAAGAAUUACAAAAAGUACAUCCAAGCAGAGCCCCCAACCAACAAAUCUCUGUCCAGUCUUGUGGUCCAGCUGCUCCAAUUCCAAGAGGAGGUGUUUGGCCGACAUGUCAGCAACCCCCCGCUCACCAAGCUGACUAUGAAAUCUUUUCUAGACUUCAAGGCUGGAGGUGCUCUUUGCCACAUCCUGGCAGCUGCAUACAAGUUCAAGAGUGACCAAGGAUGGCGCAGGUUUGACUUCCAGAAUCCGUCUCGGAUGGACCGAAAUGUGGAGAUGUUUAUGACGAUUGAGAAGUCCUUAGUGCAGAAUAACUGCUUGAGUCGACCAGUCAUCUACUUGAGCUCUGACAUAGAGCCAAAACUGCUGGGGAAGAUCAAAGACAUCAUCAAGAGACAUCAGGGCUCGGUGACUGAGGACAAAAGCUCCAGCUCCCACAUUGUCGUUCCAAUUCCCGGCAGCUUGGAAGACGAGGAGUGGGUGCGCCCUGUGAUGAAGAGGGACAAGCAAGUUCUCCUUCACUGGGGAUAUUUUCCUGACAGUUAUGAUACCUGGAUCCCAGCUAGUGAGGUUGAGGCCUCUGUGGAAGAUGCCCCCAGCCCAGAGAAGCCAAGGAAGGUCCACGCGAAGUGGAUUUUAGACCUGGACCAGUAUAACGAGUGGAUGAAUGAGGAGGACUACGAAGUGGGAGACGGUCACCCCAAGAGGAAGAGGAUAUCGGCCAAGACUCUUACGGAUGAGGUGACCACUCCGGACGAGCGCAGAGAUAAGAAGCCCGCGGGUGCCAAGAAGAGGAAGCGCUCGCCGUCGCCGUCUCCCACGCCGCCACCGCAGGAGAGCAAGAAGAAGAACGCUAAAAAAGGGCCGACGACACCGUACACCAAAUCCAAACGGGGCCAAAGGGAAGAGGAACAAGAGGAUCUCAGUAAGGAUUUGGAUGAAGCAUCACCUGUUCCGGCAUCAGAAGACGGAAAUGCAGCCAAAACAAAUAGCACCAAGAAGGAUUCUGAUUCCACACCAGUCAAGGGAGGAGCAGAUAUAGAUGAGCAAGAGGAUGAGUCCAUGGACGUAACAGGGAAGGAGGAGGAAGAGAGCUCCCCGAGUGUUAAGGGGGAGCCAGUCAAAGGCGCGGACCUUCACGAAGACAACGUGACGGAGCAGACACAUCACAUCAUCAUACCAAGCUACGCUGCCUGGUUUGACUACAACAGCGUCCAUGCGAUUGAGCGCAGAGCCCUUCCAGAGUUCUUCAAUGGAAAGAAUAAAUCUAAAACCCCGGAGAUCUACCUGGCAUACAGGAACUUCAUGAUUGACACUUACCGACUAAACCCUCAGGAGUACCUCACCUCCACCGCCUGCCGCAGGAACCUGGCGGGAGAUGUCUGUGCAAUCAUGAGAGUCCAUGCCUUCCUGGAGCAGUGGGGACUAAUCAACUACCAGGUGGACUCCGAGAGCCGGCCCACCCCUAUGGGCCCCCCACCCACUUCCCACUUCCAUGUCCUUGCAGACACGCCGUCCAGUCUGGUGCCCUUACAGCCCAAGACAUCCCAGACUCCUGCGCCCCAGCAGAUGAUGUCCUUCCCAGAUAAAGUGAAAGAUAAACCAGCAGACCUGCAGAACUUUGGGCUUCGGACUGACAUGUACAGCAAAAAGAUAGGCUCCUCAAAGAGCAAGAGUGCAACAAGUGCUAUGAGGGAUUGGACAGAGCAGGAAACACUAUUAUUACUUGAGGGAUUGGAGAUGUACAAGGACGACUGGAACAAGGUGUCAGAACAUGUCGGCAGCCGCACACAGGAUGAGUGCAUCCUGCAUUUCCUUCGUCUGCCUAUCGAAGACCCCUAUCUCGAGGAAAGCUACUCGUCCCUUGGGCCGCUGGCUUACCAGCCGGUGCCUUUCAGCCAGGCAGGAAACCCCGUAAUGAGCACAGUUGCGUUCCUUGCCUCGGUAGUGGACCCUCGUGUGGCCUCAGCAGCGGCUAAAUCCGCUCUGGAGGAGUUCUCUCGUAUGAAAGAGGAAGUUCCUGCGGCCCUGGUUGAGGCUCACGUGCGGCGGGUGGAGGAGGCAGCGAGGGCCAGCGGGCGACAGGACCCUCUGUAUGGCCUCGAGGGUAGCGGCAUCGCCGGCACCGGCCUGGAAGAAGGCGAGAGAACGGAUGAGAACAAUGACGAAAGUAAGAGUGACAGCCAGUCAAACGAGGAGAAGAAGGCUGCCAAGGACAGCAAAGAUGGAGCGAAUGAGGAAGAAGACAAGGUGACAGAGAAUGGGAAGAAAGAGGAGGAGAGAGGAAGAGAAGCUGAGGGCGAGAGGGAGGCAGACAAAGCCGACUCGGAAAUGGGUGACAACGAGAAGGAGAAGGGUGGAAAACAAGGUGAGGAAGGGCAAAGAGAAUCUGAAAGUGAGGGAGAAAAGAAGGCCAAGGUGGAGCGAGAUGUGGGCGAGGGCAACUUGGCCACCGCCGCUGCAUCAGCGCUGGCGGCGGCAGCCGUCAAAGCCAAGCACUUGGCUGCAGUGGAGGAAAGGAAGAUCAAAUCUCUGGUGGCAUUGCUGGUGGAGACCCAAAUGAAAAAACUGGAGAUCAAACUGCGACACUUUGAAGAACUGGAAACCAUCAUGGAUCGAGAGAGGGAGGCUCUGGAGUACCAGCGACAACAGCUUCUAGCUGACCGUCAGUCCUUCCACAUGGAACAGCUCAAGUACGCCGAAAUGCGAGCUCGCCAGCAGCACUUCCAGCAGAUCCAGCAUCAGCAGCACAGCCAAGCCGGGGGUCCUCAUCCCCCUCAGACCUCGUCGGGCUCUCAAAACUCGGCCUCGGCUCAGCAAUCCGCCAGCACGCCGGCGCCGCAGCCGGCACCCAGCCCCGCGCCGUCGGCCUCCGCGGGGUCAGCCUCGGAGUCCCAUCCGCCUCCGGCUGCCCACGUGUCACCCCCGUGCCCCCCGGGCCAGCCCGUGACUGGCCACUCGGGCUCUGGCAGCGCCCCUUCACACCAUGAAUCCAACACUCCUCUACCCGUCGAAAUGCUUCACACCUCGGCUCCGGUUCCAGCUCCACGGUAAAAGAUGAAAAAUUGCCAUGAAGAAAAAAAAUCAUUUCAAUUGUUCUUGUCCAACUGGACAAUUGAUGUGAGGAAAGACGACCUGUUUAAAUUGGCUCAAGAAAGUUUUCACACUACAUGAAUUUAGAUUUCUGGUGAGCUAUGAGGGUCUUGACAUGUUUGUGCUGAAGGAAACCAAGAGUCAUCUUGUUGCUUUUAUUUUUUUCCCACAAGAGUCCAUAGCAGCUAAUUCACUCUCAAGUCUUUUCGAUGUCUCUUGAGUUCCCCGUCAGUACUAAUUGACAUUUACAAGUAUGUAUGGAAAAAAAAGCACUUUUAAUCUUUCCUCGGGUCUCAUUUUAAGACUUGAAGCAUCCAUGAAAUUGAACUUAAGCACUUAUAAACCUUUUGCUGUCUUAAAUACCGUUUCAUACCGAAUGAUUGAUUGGAAAUCUCCUGUCAAUUGCGUGGACACUCCGAAGGACGCAUUUUCAUCGAUAUGUUACCUGACAUUAGUCUGGAUGCCAUUUCAAACUAUGUACUGUAAACUGGGUCUUCUGUUACAAUUUCCAUGUAUUUGUAUGAAAAAUGAUUUCAAUUACUGACAUUGUGUCCGCUAGUUGUUCCUGCAGACAAGAAAAACACUUACCUUUUGAAGUACUUUAAUAAUAAUAAUAAUACAGCACUUGGGAGAGUUAAAAAAAAAAAAAAAGAAAAAGAGAUCAUGAGGAGCUUAAGAUGUGAGGAAUGUACCGGAGUGCUGUCCGAAAGGAAUGACUGAAGCAGCAAUCGCAAAGUUUGUCAUUUGCGUCUAUCGCUAAACCAAAACGUUAUGUUUUUGAAAUCAUGUUCUCUCACACUUAGUGAGUUUUAUUGGUGUUGUUUGUGGAAAUGAAGAGGAUUGGCCGGUUCAUUUGAAGUUGCAAAAUGAAGGAGAAAAAAAAAAGACAAAAAGGAUCCUUUCAUAUCUGCAACAAUAUCCUCACUUUUUAUUCAAUCAAUUUUUAUAUUUUUUACUGGUUUUUCCAUCGUCUUUCUUUGAUAUCAAUAUCGUAACGGAAUAUUGUUAACUUUGUAGCCUCUAUUUACCCUUUGUGUGAUUGUGAGGAUGUGUGCGAAGGCAUGCCUUGAGAAUCUGUAAACGUUUCUUACUAUCAUGCAGUUUUAUUUCCGGUGCCAUUCCGUGUAUGUGUGAAUGUGCCAUGAAGUAUAACCCUUUCUUCGGGUGAACUUGUUUUGUCAGUAUUUCACGUCUCACCUGAGCUGUGAGUCAAGUUACCGGCAUCUGUGUUAUGACGAUAUCGCGUGGACUUUGUGUAAAGAUGAUACAGCAUUUUUGUGUGUUCGGUUCCUGUAUGUUUUCACACAGCUGAAGGAAGCAGCUCUUGCAAUUAUUCUUACAAAAUGUCCAAAUGUUCUCAGUGACUCAUCACUUCAGUGCGUCCUCAAUCUGGCAGUUUGGAUCCCCCAAAUCUGAAGAGGUUUAAUGAUGAGGGGGGGA
Messenger RNA from Hippocampus zosterae (dwarf seahorse), 4651 nucleotides. RefSeq names its product SWI/SNF related, matrix associated, actin dependent regulator of chromatin, subfamily c, member 2 (gene smarcc2). NCBI's taxonomy places the organism in Eukaryota, Metazoa, Chordata, Actinopteri, Syngnathiformes, Syngnathidae. Gene Ontology annotation, cellular component: SWI/SNF complex; nBAF complex; npBAF complex. Bases 29 to 3172 code for a protein of 1047 amino acids. The transcript is spliced from 26 exons. The record is from RefSeq and is a predicted model, not a curated record. Gene Ontology annotation, molecular function: histone binding; nucleosomal DNA binding. Gene Ontology annotation, biological process: positive regulation of DNA-templated transcription.